Molecule: messenger RNA, 2989 nt
Organism: Cheilinus undulatus (humphead wrasse)
Lineage: Eukaryota; Metazoa; Chordata; Actinopteri; Labriformes; Labridae
Gene: cers2a
Product: ceramide synthase 2a
Exons: 11
Coding region: 422-1555 (377 amino acids)
Biological process (GO): ceramide biosynthetic process
Cellular component (GO): membrane
Molecular function (GO): sphingosine N-acyltransferase activity; DNA binding
Source: RefSeq, a predicted model, not a curated record
CUCACGUCACUUUAAAUAGCCUGCUCCCCGCCCGGUCCACUUUUAACUUACUACUAAAUAUCUACUAUAUCCGUCCAAUUGAAUUACCCGGCUACAAGCUAUCAUGCCGAGGUCUGCUUUAAAAACUUAUAUCUGUUAGAAACCCGAAAGCUUUUCAUUUUUUUUUCUCAACAGACAGAGUUUUGGCAACAAAGUGCGACACAUCUUUUUCUCUUGAGAAUGUGGCUAACCUAACUGGUGAAAAAGAGAGGCGGAUUCUAACUCAUUGAAUGAUUAAGAAGUUUGAGUGUCUUUUCGACAGUGAGAAAUACAUGACAUCCCCUAAACUUCAACAAGAACAGAGGACGACCAGCAGAAGAGCCAACUCGGAUUUUGAGACUUUGAUACCAGCUCGCAGACAUACAGUGAAAGUGAAGAGAAGAUGUUGUCUCAGCUGAGUGAGCUGAUAUGGGCGGACUGGAUUUGGUUUCCUGAAGGCUACGGCUGGGCUGAUCUGACGGACCACGACGAUGUCGUCUUCCCCAAAUCAAAAGACCUCUGGGCCACCAUACCAAUUGCGAUUUGCUUCCUGGUCAUCAGACAGAUAUUUGAGAGGACGGUAGCGACUCCUCUUGCCUCCCUGCUGGGAGUGAGUGACAAGCAGCGUGUUCGUGCUUCCCCAAAUCCUGUCCUGGAGUCUUAUUUCUGCAGCACAUCAAAGCAUCCCACACAGAGCUCCAUCGAGAGUUUAAGUAAACAGACAGGAUUUUCAGUGCGACAGGUCCAGAGGUGGUUCAGACGGCGGAGGAACCAGGACAGGCCAAACAAACUCAAAAAGUUUCGGGAAGCGAGUUGGAGAUUUACCUUUUACCUUCUUGCUUUCUUUGCUGGCCUGGCGGUCCUUAUCGACAAACCCUGGCUCUAUGAUAUGAAGCUGAUGUGGGAUGGCUUCCCAAAAAUGCCCCUGUUACCUUCACAGUACUGGUACUACAUGAUCGAGCUGGGCUUCUAUCUCUCCCUGAUUUUUAGCGUAGCAUCAGAUGUCAAACGUAAGGAUUUCAAAGAGCAGAUAAUCCACCAUGUAGCCACCAUUUCCCUCAUCAGUUUCUCCUGGCUGGUUAAUUACAUCCGUGGAGGGACUCUGAUCAUGUUGGUGCAUGAUGCUGCAGACUAUCUCAUGGAGUCAGCCAAAAUGUUCAACUACGCAGGUUGGAGAAAAACCUGCAACUUCAUUUUCACCGUUUUCGCUGCAGUUUUCAUCGUCACCCGCCUCGUAAUCCUCCCCUUCUGGAUCAUAUACACAACAUGGGUGUACCCCCUGACCCUUUAUCCUCCCUUCUUUGGCUUCUACUUCUUCAAUGGGUUGAUGUUGGUGCUUCAGGCCCUGCACAUCUUCUGGGCUGUGCUCAUCCUACGCAUGGUCAUCAAGUUCCUGCCCAGCAACGCUAUCGUGGAGGAUGAGAGGAGUGACAAAGAUGAGACAGAGUCAGAAGAUGAAGUUGAGGAAAAAUCUAAAAAUGGCCAUGUGCAGAACGGCCAUGCACUCCUUAACAACAACCACCGUAAGAUGGACUGAUGGGACAUUGGGGAGGCUAUGUGAGGGGAGUCACGUGGUCUUCACCUGAAAGCCAAAGAACGAGGGCGAGGCAUGUUGAAAGAGGCAGCACACACACCAUCUCUACCCACCUUCCUAAACCCCUGGAUAACCUAACUUCUGAGGAAGUCUGCGAUGGUGAACCAAAAAGAUCAGCUUCGUACCUCAGAAGCAAAGAGGCUUCCUGGUUACUUACUCUUUAUCCCCCCCUUCUAUUAGUCUGAUUUUGUCAUUAUUGUGCUGUUGUCCAAGUCACCACGUGCCUAAUCUGCCUGCUUGUAGCUUUAGGUUUUGAUACUGGAAAUGUUUUAAAGACAUUUGGUCAAAACCCUUCUAAGUAUUACUGGCCUUAAAUCUGACUGAUUUUUCGCUCUAAGUUACCACACAGUGGCAUUGUGAGGAGUUGAAUGAGGCAGUGUCUUUUCUAUGGACCAUAAUCUGACUUAUCCACUGAACUUGCAAUUUAGUUGAUACAGCUGCCAAUGGUGUUGCUAAAGUGUCCAGCAAUUUAAAAAAAAAUAAUUAGGAGGUAAAUAAUGUGUUUUUAGCAGUGUGAAAGAGUGCAAGAUGGUGCUCGUGUUGUUGAAAUGUGCCUUUUGUGGAAGUUUGUCUUAAAUGCUUUGCUUUUUGAAAGCAGAGCGCACAGAAGAUUUAUGUUUAUAAAGCAUAAACACAUUUUUGUUUGGUUAUCUUUUUUUUUUUAGUUGUAUGAUUUUAAUUUUGAUUGUUUUUUUUUUUGUUUUCAGUCCAGUUGAGCAUGAAAUUGUUUGGGAGCAAUGUGUUAAACCCAAAUCAAUCAGUAACUGUUAAUGGAUUCUUUGUGAAUUGGAAGAGUCUACAGCAUUUCCAUUCAGCAUAAUUCUCCCAUCCAUCCAUCCAUCCAUCCAUCCAAAGAUGCACUUUAUGGUUCACUCUAUAGAUCAGCAUUGACUAGAUAGCAUCAAAACAAGCUUUGCAAUAGUGUUUGAUUCAAAUUCAGACCUGAUUUAGUUGAAAAGGGUUGAAAGUAUGAUUAAAUUUUGUUUUAUAUUUAUUUUAAGAAUUAUUAUCCACCCAAGGUCUUCCUCUUUGUCAGUGUUUUUGUUCAAAAAAAGAAAAAAAAAGUUUAAAGAGAGGUUAAAAUGAAACACCAAAGUUUACAUUUUCUACUUGGCUUUGUAAUGUCAAGUGCCUUUAUCAUUUCAAGUGUUUAUUGUUCCUUUGUCUUUAUAUCUGGCGUAUUGUGUCCAAAAACAUCCAACACUUUUUGCACUGUUAACACUCUGUGCCUUUAAAUUUGUCUGUUUGCUUCACACAUCACAAAUCUGUAUCUCCCUCUACAGAGCCCUGCUUCUACAGAAGGUGUUUUUAUUCUACGUUGUGUUGCUGAGAUGUAAAACUGUAAUGACCAUAAUGAUAAAGAAUGAUUGUGAAUGA